Helianthus annuus (common sunflower) is the source of this 762-nucleotide messenger RNA. RefSeq lists its product as uncharacterized. NCBI's taxonomy places the organism in Eukaryota, Viridiplantae, Streptophyta, Magnoliopsida, Asterales, Asteraceae. Bases 1 to 762 code for a protein of 253 amino acids. The transcript has a single exon. The record is from RefSeq and is a predicted model, not a curated record.
AUGGCCUCUAAAGUUUCGGAUCUUUAUUCUUCUAAUGCUUGGAAUUGGCCGAAUGAGUGGAGGGUUUCUUAUCCGGGUCUUAAUCAACUUGAUCAGCUGAGUUUGUUGCCGAAUAGAACAGAUAAACUUAUGUGGCGGCAUGGUGAUAACUAUUUUGAAUUUUCUUCCUCGCGUGCUUGGGAAUCGGUCCGUCAUCAAGCUGAGGAGGUAGAUUGGAGUCGAAUUGUUUGGUUCCCUCAAUGCAUCCCCCGUCAUGCUUUUUUAAUGUGGCUUAUCAUGAGGCGAAAGUUGCUUACUCAAGAUAAAAUCUUGUCUUGGGAUUUUUCGCGUAGGAAGAAUAUGAAUAUGAUGUGCUGCUUGCUUUGUUAUGCCAACCACGACUCGCAUAAUCAUCUCUUCUUUGAAUGCAAUUUCUCUACCGAAGUGUGGCUUAAGGUUAGACUUAAAGUUGGUAUGGUUUCGGUUCAACCUAAAUGGAAUGACAUUUCUAACUGGUUGCUUGAGCAAUCUAAACCGAAAACGGUUGCUGGGUUCACAGCUAGAUUGGUAGUGGCGGCGACUGCUUACUGUAUUUGGCAAGAGCGUAAUUCGAGGUUAUUCAAGAACCAACUGCGGCCUCCGGAGACUAUAAGUGAAAUUGUUCUUCAACAAGUGCGAUACAAGUUAAUGGGAGCGAAGCUGAAGAAUUGUGUCAAUGUCCGAAAGCUUCUAGAGGAUUGGGGUAUCGAUGGUUCAGGUUUACGUGAGAUGGCUGCUGGUUAA